GACUGGCGCCGUCUUCCUUCAGACCGCCGCCAGCACACCAGCGAGCACCACGCCGGGUGAUGGCACACCAUGGGGCCUCACGCCGGAAAUGAUUCGCCGGGGCAACGCCCGGAUGGAGGCAGAGUCCGGACGCCGGCAUCGAGCAGCACCACCAGGCGCCGAGCAGCGGCCGACCCGCCCAUCCUCGCCGCCCUCGAGAUCUACAGCCAACCUCGCCGCCUUCAUGCCGGGCUCCGUGGCGGCGACGUCUGUGAACACCGACGAGGUAUUGAAUGAGGCGGCGAUUCGCCUGGCGAUGUCUAACCAGAACAACGUCUUCCCGCCGAUCAGGGAGACACAGAACGCCGAGGAGGCACGCCGGGGCAGGGCCGAGCGCAGGGGAGGCGAGCGGCCGGCAACUGCCGAGGAUCCCCCUCCGCCGGUGCCGGUCCAGGACUACCCUCCACUGACGGCGAGUCCGGUGACAUGGGUGCCAGCGCCGCCGGUCAUGGGGCCACUGCCGCCAGAGGUGACGAUGCCGGCUCACACCGCAGGGCAGACAGCGCCGGGCCAGGCCACGAGUUCUACUACCACGCCGCCCAGGACUACCACACCAAGGCGCCGGUCGGUGGAUCGCAGGCGCACGCCGGACAGAGUGGCAUCUCUCUCGCCGGGCCCCACCCGCCGGUCUGGAACGGUGGGCAUCCGCUCCAAGCUGUCCGACGCGGAGGUGGCGGAGAUUCGCCGCAACUUGUCGCCGGACUAUGCCCGCUACAAGGACCGGAUGCACCGCCGCGGCGCGGCCGCCGAAGAUGACAUGCCGCAGUCCAUCCGCCACCUCGCCCGCCCGACGGUGGAGGAUGUGAUUCAGAUGGAGGAGUCGGCGGCCGCCGGGGACCAGUCCGCCGUGCCGAAGAUACCGCCGGCAUCAGCCCCCACCUUCUGCGGGUACUGGUUCUGCCGCCGUCUCCCUGAGGGGUAUCUUGGCGCCAGGAUUCCCUGGGAGGCGCAGAAAGAACGCCGCAGGGUCGCCGGAUGGUGCACACACCCUUGCACAGCGGAUGGCUGCCAGUAUGUCGCCGAGUGCCGCAAGCUCACCUCCGCCGGGGUCGGUCGAUGCCUGAGGCCCGUUAUCAUAGAUAACGGCGCCGUGGGAUUAGUCGCCGAGGCGGGGCGACGCACGCCGGAGCCGGCAGCAGCACAGAUCCAUGACGACAUCGCCGCGCUCCAGGCAGACGCCGACAAGGCACUUUUGCGACGCAGGUACCCGCGCCGACGACGCGACGCCCAGGCAGACAUGGCACUGGUGCCGGUGACGACGACGGGCGGCUCCACCUUUGGAGAUUUUCUCAAGGUUGUCGCCGACGCCGGUGGAACGGCGCAUCUCGCGACCUUCGCCCGCCUGGGGGUGACUAACUCGCCGGCGGUCCGGGAAUCUUUCCCGGUGCUGCUCGACCACGGCGUGCCCGAGACGGUGCUGCUGGCCAUCCUGGCGCCAGUGCCGCCGCAGCAGCCGACGCCGAUGCUGUCGCAGACUAGGUCUGACGUGCCAGAACGCCGGUCUUCUACCAGGGCGUCCAUGGCAGCGGCGCUCGAGGCGAUGGACCCGAGCCGCCGAGAGGAGACCAUGGCGGCGAUUGACUCCAACCUGCUGGCGCAGUCAACCCGCCGAUCCAUGGAGUCGAGAGUCCGGAUGGUGACCACACUCGCCGAGAAGGGGAUUCCAGCUGUUCCCCCUCGACGCGCAGAAGUUGAACACCGCCUGCGCUCGCCGGUGUCGGCUGACUUACGCCGCGCCGCUCGGUCGAUCACCAAGGCGGCCUUACGCGGCUUGCCGGGCUCCAGACUUAAGCAGGCCUUUGACCUCGCCGACCUGGCCACCCUCGUGGAGCACGACGUGGUUGACGGCUCUCUUGACAUGGACACCCUCCCCCACGCCGUCGACGUGGUGGUGUUCUCGACCUGGUUCAUGCUGCGCGAGAUAGAGAUCGCCGGGGCGAGGGUCAAGGACGUGGAGAUCACCACGGCGACGGUCUCCCUGGACAUACCACUCCACAAGACGGCGCAAGGCGGCCAGCUGGAGCUCACCCGCCGUUCCUUUCGGUGCGUGUGCAGCACGGCGCGGCAGCCGUUGUGCCCGCGGUGCACCGCCGAUCGACAUGUGCGCCGCCUGGCUCGGUCAGAACCGGGAGCAUACCUCUUUCCCGGCGCCGGCGGGCAGCAGAGAACCAAGUUGGAGACCGCCGGGCUUUUCAACAUGGUCCUGUCCGCCGCGGGUCUGCAGACGAUCUACACCGACAGCGCCGGACACAAGAGGUUUGUGUUCGGGGGACACGCCGCCAGGAUCGCCGGGGCGACAUUUUUGGCACUACGCGGCGUCCCCGUCGCGAUCAUUCAGCUGAUCGGGCGGUGGUCAAGCACCGCCGUUGAAAGAUAUACCCAACAGGCGCCGUUGGCGGUGGCGCCGGGCAUUCCGGCUCAGGCGCUCGCGGCGGGCGGCACACAGGCUAAUGCCGUACUGAGGCCCCCGCCGGCCGCCCUUGGGCAGGCACAUUGGGCCCAGGCGAUUUGUGACGCCCCGCCGGAAGCACAGCAGAACCAGACGGCCGGGACCGGUACCCUGGCAGCUGCGGGCGUGCCCGCCGUUGACUUCUCCGCCGAGCUGCCAGCUAUCGACUUUGUGCCCGCGCCGGUGUCGGCGGAGCGAGCCUUGAUACCGGCGGCGACGGCGACGCACUACAUUGUGAACUGUCGGACCCGCCUGCUGCACAAGCCCGCCGCGGAGGAGGCCGAGACAGAGCGCGCCGAGUGGCAGGCACGCUGCGGCUGGCCAUACGGCGUGCGCCAAUUCUACAGGUUGCACGACCUGCCGCCGAACCCCUCGAUGUGUCGCCGGUGCUUUCCCGACACGCCGGUGGACUUGGACGCACCGGAAGCCGUGUCGUCGUCCGGCAGCUCAUCCUCUACCAGUGGCGCCACCUCGGAUUCUGACUGA
Symbiodinium necroappetens is the source of this 2974-nucleotide messenger RNA. Lineage: Eukaryota; Dinophyceae; Suessiales; Symbiodiniaceae. The record is from the annotation of a GenBank genome assembly.